AUGUUCGCCGUCCCAGGGUGGUCCGUCUCGAACGAUGCUCUGAAAACUCAAACUGAGCAACCUAAGCCCAAGUCCGAUGACAAGUCUGACAACAAGCGCAAGCGAGGAAAUGAUCAUGUCACCAAGAAGAAUGUGGAUGCGAUGUACCGUCAGCACAUUGAAGGUCGCAAGAGAGCUCCUCAACAAGGAAAGGACAAGAAGGAACCUAACGAGAACAAGGAAAAGAAGCCACAGCAACAAUACGAUGCGGAUGAUGCAACGGGUCCAGAUGGAAAUGAGGGAACCAAGCCCAGCAAGAAGCAAAAGAAGAACAACAAGAACAAGCCCGAGCAACCUCAAGAAAAUGCCGACAAGCAAGCCACUUUGAAUAAGACCUCGGCAGCGACUGAAUCUCUGCCUGUGGCACUGCCGGUGACGGAAGCGAAGCUUACACCUCUCCAGCAAGCCAUGCGGCAAAAGUUGAUUUCUUCGCGUUUCCGCCAUCUGAACGAGACCCUUUACACAACUCCAUCUGCUCAAGCCCUGGAACUUUUCUCCUCGAACCCCGAACUCUUCAACGAAUACCAUGCUGGGUUCUCUCGCCAAGUGCAGGAAUCCUGGCCGUCCAACCCGGUCGACGGGUACAUCAAAGCAAUCCGGGCCAGAGGAGCCAUGUCUGACAAGAAAGGCAAGUUCGACAAGAAACGGGCUCAACAAGGGCCCUCUCUUCCUCGCCGUCCAAAUGGAACCAGCACAAUUGCUGAUAUGGGCUGUGGUGAUGCCCAGCUCGCCCGCUCGCUUACCCCGUCGGCGGACAAGCUUAAGCUCAAGCUUCUCAGUUACGAUUUGCACAACGCCAACGAAUACAUUACCAAAGCAGACGUCAGCAACCUACCUGUCAAGGAUGGUUCAGUCGAUAUCGCCAUCUUCUGUCUGAGUUUGAUGGGAACCAACUGGGUAUCUUUCGUUGAAGAGGCAUGGAGAGUGCUGCGCGGUGACGGCAAGGGUGAAUGCUGGGUAAGUGAGGUCAAGAGUCGUUUCGGAAAGGUAGUUCGCAAAAAAGGCUCGAUCGGCACCAAGAAGCCACUCAGCAAGUCUGAGAAGAAGAAGCUUAAGAAGAAGCAAGCCGACGCGGAGGAGGCUGGUUCGGAUUUGGAUGAUACGGAGGUCUACGCUGAAGAUGCCCGUCCAACUGAAAAUGACGAGACGGAUAUCUCGUCGUUCAUCGAAGUGUUCCGGACGCGAGGAUUCGUUCUCAAGCCCGAGUCGGUGGACAAGUCGAACAAGAUGUUCGUGAAGAUGGAGUUUGUGAAGCAGGGUGGUGCGCCUAGCAAGGGCAAACAUGCAUCGGUCACUGGUGCCGGCGCCGGUGCCGGAAAGAAAAAGUUCAUUGAGAAGCCGCAAGAGCUGGACUUGUCCCCUGAAGAGGAGGCUAGCACUCUUAAACCCUGUGUCUAUAAACUUCGGUAG
Messenger RNA from Aspergillus ruber CBS 135680, 1449 nucleotides. RefSeq names its product 25S rRNA (adenine645-N1)-methyltransferase. NCBI's taxonomy places the organism in Eukaryota, Fungi, Ascomycota, Eurotiomycetes, Eurotiales, Aspergillaceae. The transcript has 2 exons. Gene Ontology annotation, cellular component: nucleolus. Gene Ontology annotation, molecular function: rRNA (adenine) methyltransferase activity. The record is from RefSeq and is a predicted model, not a curated record. Gene Ontology annotation, biological process: rRNA methylation; ribosomal large subunit biogenesis. Bases 1 to 1449 code for a protein of 482 amino acids.